UAGUCAUUCCAAUUCACAGUAGAAGCUUGUUUUUCUGUUUAUUAGUUGUUUGUAGAAUAUCCUAGAAUGAUUUUCUGACCAAUGUAUCGAUAAUCAUUGUAUCGCCAUAUCGUCAGCUCAUCGUUAUCGUGAGCUUUGAAUCGCAAAUCGUAUCGUGAUGUACCAAGAGGUUCCCACUCCUAGUUAUUAUCAUCCAACAGUGGAAACAACACAACCGCUAUGAAACAGUUUUGUCAGAGGUAAAGACUCUUACAGCGUUGUCUCUGUGGUCUCUGCCCGCUGGUUGGUUUUUCUGCCUCUGUCUGCUUCUUUUACCCAUUUUGCAGAAGGGUACAACUCUAGAGGAAAGUAUACGAAGCAGCGUGGUGAGAAGAAACAACCCAAAGUGUCAUGUAACUUUGGUACAAAUGUAAAAUAGCGAUACUGGAUGUCAAUCCGCUCGAUACGACUACGCUAUCCUUCCAGCGUGUGUAGUUUUCAGUGCAUGUGAUACAGGACCUUUCUGACUAGCGGUCACCGGAUAUGCCUGAUAGAAAAUGAAAGUAAAACGUAUAGUGUUUAAAAAAAAAUAAAAAACUGCGCCAAACAAAUCAAGGGAGCGACUCGCUCUGGCAACACCCAAGAAAAACACUGAAAAUCACUUAGUCUUCUUCUUUUUCCAGUAGGAUACUACACACGAACGCUAUGAAAAUACUUUUACUAAUAUGUCUAAUGCCUAUCAGGCAGUUUUAUGGACAUUCUUCCACGCUUUUAGGGCUAACUCAUAUGUCUUGUUGAAUGUUCCACAGCUGUUUUUCAACCAAGCCCCUACUUUCUGACUUACAUUGUGGCGCCAACGUAUUCGUUGUUAUUCAUAUGUAUUGCUGUGUUUGUGUUUUUUUAUGUCUACAACAACCGCGUAGAUUUAUAUUAAGCUAGAAUAUAGCUGAUAGAUGUCUGAUGCGUACUGUAAGCCAAUGAAGACAUGCGUCGUCACUUGUCGGCCAUUUUGAGUCGGAGCCAUUGGAUAAAUAUAGACUUAUCACCUCUAGAUGGCGACAAAUACCAAAUUAAUAUAGAAAACGUUUUUGAAACCAUCGAAGAAGAAGAUUGAAGUUCUAACCGGAAGCAUACAUCUUUUGCUCAAUGCUCACAGUGUAGUAUAAGUCAAGCUGCUGAGCCGUUCUCUGUUUGUGUUCACUCAAGUUGUCGGUUGGUGUAAUCAAAGAAAUCAGAGAUGAUGAAGCAAGACACAGAGGCGGUCGCCCAGGGGAAGGAGGAUAUGCCGACUACAGCAGAUGGGGCAGAGUCAACAGUGGUUUCAAAGGAUGACGUAGACACGAGCAGCAGCCCUAAAGAGUCUGAAACAUCACUGGUGGACACGCCACCUCAAGGAGAUGAAGCAACAAGUGAAGAAGCAGCAGCUCAGUCACGGUGUGACAAGGCCAACGAGCUUAGCCGCCAGCUGGAGGACAUCCUCAACAUCUACUGCAGGGAAAGCCUUUCGGACGAUGCCGUCGCUAAUGACCAGUCGCGCGGCUCCGAGCGCCUUGAUGACAACGGGGGCAGAGGGGCCAAAGCCAAGGGGGGUGCCAGCGGUGUAGACAAGGACCAGAAGAAGACUCAUGAUAAGAAGAAAGCAAAGGGUCUGGGCAAAGAAAUCACCCUCCUAAUGCAAACUCUCAACACGUUAAGCACCCCCGAGGAGAAGCUAACAGGGCUCUGCAAGAAGUACGCCGAGCUGCUGGAAGAGCAUCGAAACAGGCAGAAGCAGAUGCGAGCGUUGCAGAAGAAGCAGACGCAGGUGGUGGCGGAAAAGGACAGCCUGAGGAGCGAACACAGCAAGGCCAUCCUGGCACGAAGCAAGCUGGAGAGCCUCUGCAGGGAGCUGCAGAGGCACAAUCGGACGCUCAAGGAGGAAGGGAUACAGAGGACCCGUCUCGAGGAGGAAAAAAGAAAAGAGGUGACAUCACACGUUCAGGUGACGCUCAACGACAUCCAAGUUCAAAUGGAGCAACACAACGAAAGGAACGCCAGCCUGCGCCAGGAGAACGCCGAGCUUGCCGAGAAGCUCAAUAAGCUGCACGAGCAGUACUUAUUACGAGAGGAGCAUAUAGAAAAAGUGGUGAAGCACAAGGACCUGCAGCAGCAGCUGGUGGACACCAAACUUCAGCAGGCGCAGGAACUGCUCAAAGAGUCGGAGGAACGUCACAAUACGGAGAAACAUUUUCUGCUACAAGAGGCACUCGAAUCUCAGCGGAUGUGUGAACUGAUGAAUCAGCAGGAAGGGCACCUCAAACAGCAGCUUUCUCUGUACACCGAGAAGUUUGAGGAGUUCCAGACCACAUUGUCUAAGAGCAACGAGGUCUUCGCCACGUUCAAACAGGAGAUGGAAAAGAUGACUAAAAAGAUCAAGAAGCUAGAAAAGGAGACGGCAAUGUAUCGGUCCAGGUGGGAGAGCAGUAACAAGGCUCUCGUGGAGAUGGCUCAGGAGAAAACUGUUCAAGACCGAGAGUUUGACGCCCUUCAAGGUAAAGUACAGCGGCUGGAAAAGCUGCGGCGGGCCCUCAAAUUGGAACGGAACGAACUCAGCAAAAAGGUACAGAAGCUCAGCGGCGCUCCGGCGCCACCCACCUCUGACUCUGAAUGCCCCUCUCCGACACCCACGGACCUUCUGCCGGAAGGCAGCUCAGGAGCCUGCGCAAGUGACAUCAGCCACAGCCCGCCUGAAUCCAGCUCCCAAACCUCCACUCGCAACCUUAAACUCAACACGGACAAACAAGGGAAGGUGGCACAGACGGUGCCAACGCAGGAAUGAUGUUCAGGAUUUAAGGACCAUAAUCCUUUGUCUCAAAUCAAAUUCCGAAAGUCUCACAUAGAAUCACCGUUUUUGAAAGUACUGACCUGUUGAAAUGACCAGCACUCAUUGCACUAACUGAUUUUGCAUUCCCCCUUCGACAAAAACUUGAUGCUUAAAGAGCCAAUAACGUUACAUUACAUGUAGUAUUGUGAACGCUACUUGAUGGGUCUUUAUAAAGAUGUCAUAAUAUUAGCCAGUAAUAUGAAUGUCCUCUACAUAUUUUGCAGUGUGCGUUUGUGUUCGGGGACCGCUAUGCAACACACGCCUCCUUGUUUUGAUUUUGUGGCAGUCUGAAGUGGAAAGCACUUAGAAUGUACUCUUUAUCACAUCCUACGAUAUAUUGUAGUCCGUCACACCAGAAUGAUAUUCACAGUCAGCAAGCUUUGAUUGUUACCUCAUGUCGAAAAGUUCAAAAUGUAGGCAUUUAUUUUUCCUUAAACUCAUAAUUUCAUGUUUAGACAUGAUUUUAAAUGCUAAGUAUUCUGUAGCACUGGAAACCAAUGUAAUUCCUUACCUUGUCUUACACAAGAUUCAUUGAAAACGCAAAGGAACCAAAGAUAUUCCUUGUUUCUUUUGCUGUGGUUUUGUCUGUCCUUCGAUACUUUCUUUUGUUCAAUAAAAUUCUUGGAGAC
This is a messenger RNA of Corythoichthys intestinalis (scribbled pipefish), 3471 nucleotides long. It is a transcript of the gene txlna, whose product is annotated as taxilin alpha. Lineage: Eukaryota; Metazoa; Chordata; Actinopteri; Syngnathiformes; Syngnathidae. Gene Ontology annotation, molecular function: syntaxin binding. The coding region runs from base 1217 to 2797 and encodes 526 amino acids. The record is from RefSeq and is a predicted model, not a curated record. The transcript is spliced from 11 exons.